CGCCUACCGAAGAAGUGGUGCAGCUGACUGAAGGUUAAAUGGUGUUAAAGCUGCAACAAUAGGUCGUUUUCUACCCGAAGGAGAGUUCAGAUAACCCGUGUUGCCGAACUGUAAUGAACGCAGUGAGGGAACUGAUGAAGGUUUUCAUAACGAGGCGCAUCCCUGAAGAGGGAAUGAAGAUCCUUUCAGGAGCGACUGGAGUAUGUGAGGUUUCUCAGUGGGACUCAGAUGAGCCUGUCCCGAGGGCAGAGCUUCUUAAAAGAGUCCAGGGAGCUCAUGGUCUUCUGUGUUUGCUGUCAGACAAGAUUGAUGCUGAGGUUCUGGAUGCUGCAGGGCCAAACCUAAAAGUAAUCAGCACCAUGUCUGUGGGAUUCGACCACUUGGCUCUAGAUGAGAUCAAAAAGCGCGGCAUACGUAUUGGAUACACUCCGGAUGUCCUGACUGACGCCACCGCAGAGCUGACCGUGGCUCUGCUCCUGGCCACUGCUCGCCGCUUACCAGAGGGAGUGGAGGAAGUCAAAACUGGUGGCUGGAGCUCAUGGAAACCUCUCUGGCUGUGCGGUUACGGCCUGUCGGGCAGCACUGUUGGAGUCAUUGGACUGGGACGCAUUGGUAUGGCCAUAGCUCAGAGACUCCUUCCUUUUGGGGUUAAGAGACUGUUGUAUACCGGAAGGACGGCUAAAGCCCACGCUGCAGAGGUGAAUGGAGAGUUUGUUCCCCUGGACACGCUUGUGUCAGAGAGUGAUUUCAUUGUGGUUUCCUGCUCACUGACACCAGAAACUCAGGGCCUGUGUGACGAGGCAUUUUUCAGCAAGAUGAAAAAAACUGCAGUGUUCAUCAACUCAAGCAGAGGAGCUGUGGUGAACCAGGAAGACCUGUAUGAGGCUCUUAAGAGCGGACAGAUAGCUGCAGCCGGUCUGGAUGUUACAACACCUGAGCCUCUCCCAACAAACCACCCGCUUCUUACCCUGAAAAACUGUGUUGUGUUACCUCACAUAGGCAGUGCCACUUACUCCACCAGAGGCGUCAUGUCAGCACUGACUGUUCAGAACCUGCUGGGAGGGUUGCAGGGCUUGGACAUGCCGAGCGAACUCCGCUUGUAGACAGUGAAAAGGAACCGCUGUGCCUGCUGCUUCUUCAUGAAGAUAAAAUGAAAACUGUACAGUGAGGUAGAAAAUAGUGGUGGGAGUACUAAUGCAGUCUAGACAUGUUCUAGCACCUUAAGAAUUGGAUUUGAUCACACUACUACAUGUAGUAAAGUUCUUCGAAAGAAGGUUAAGCACACCCUAUGAGUCUAGUCAGAGUCUUACUAUUCUUAUUUUUUUUUAAAUAGUACAGAUCUUUCAUCACUCCAUCUGAAAUAAUAUAGAAAUAAAGUUUUACUACCUUGUUAA
Xiphophorus maculatus (southern platyfish) is the source of this 1394-nucleotide messenger RNA. It is a transcript of the gene grhpra, whose product is annotated as glyoxylate reductase/hydroxypyruvate reductase-like. Gene Ontology annotation, molecular function: NAD binding; glyoxylate reductase (NADPH) activity; hydroxypyruvate reductase (NADH) activity. The record is from RefSeq and is a predicted model, not a curated record. Bases 114 to 1103 code for a protein of 329 amino acids. Lineage: Eukaryota; Metazoa; Chordata; Actinopteri; Cyprinodontiformes; Poeciliidae. The transcript has 9 exons. Gene Ontology annotation, cellular component: cytosol.